GAGAGAGAGAGAGACAGAGCGCACCGCGAACACGGAGCAGCGCGGAGAGAAACACAAAGUGUCCCGGUGGAAGCGACGUGAAAAUAUAAAAAAAAAAAAAAGCGGAGAAAAGAAGAAAAAAAAAAAAACCAACGGCGCGCGGAGCAGGAACAGGAGCGCGUGCACUCACCGGGUCUAUCAUGGAGAGAUAGGACGGACUUGUUGACCUCGCGCGCGCGCUCGGGACGGCGGACUGAGGAUUACACGCGACGCCGCAUAUCGGAUUUAUAAUAUCUUAAGUGUUUCAUAUCCAAGUGUGUGUGUGUGUGUGUGUCUCACGAGCUUUGAUUCACGAGCUGGUUGAUCUUGAAUCAUCAAGUUGCGCGUGCGCUCAUUCUAAGGAUGCAUGUCGUUCGGUUCGGCUGCUGAGUCGUGCGCGCGCGCGCGUGUGUGUGUGUGUGUGUGUACGCGCGCGCGCGCUCGCGCGUGCACGUGCAUGCACAUUCUUCCACACGACACCCUGAGCGAGUUUCCAAGCUGACCCGUGAACACACACACACUCUCUCACACACACACACACACACACACUCCUGAGCGCAGGGUUCAAUCUCAGGAGCGUCCAGAGAAACAAACAAACAAACAAACAGUUAUAGGCCGUGGAGGGUGUGGGGAGGUUCCAGUCCCCCCCCCACCCCACCCCAGAACCGGAACCGGACACCGACACGGGUUUGCCUGGAGUUCCGCUCCACUCUGAGCCAUGUAUGAGAGCGUGGACGUGGUGGGUCUGAGCCCGAACCCCUACCUGAGUGUGGAGUUCUACCACGGCCAGCUGCAGCAGCAGAAGCGCGCGUGUCUGAUCCAGGAGAAAGGCAUGCACAGAUCAUUCGUCCCCUGGAGCUCCUCUCACUCGGUGGACACUCAGAGCUCCAGUUCGGAGGACAUCGUCCCAAGUCCUCCGUCUCCUCCUCCUCCUCCCCGCGUGUACAAACCCUGCUUCGUCUGUCAGGACAAAUCAUCGGGAUAUCACUAUGGAGUCAGCGCCUGCGAGGGCUGCAAGGGUUUUUUCCGCAGGAGCAUUCAGAAGAACAUGGUGUACACGUGCCACCGAGAGAAGAGCUGCAUCAUCAACAAGGUCACGCGCAACCGCUGUCAGUACUGUCGCCUGCAGAAGUGCCUGGAAGUCGGCAUGUCCAAAGAGUCAGUCCGAAACGACCGGAACAAGAAGAAGAAGGAGGAUAAGAAGCCGGAUUGCUCCGAGAUCUACGUCCUGAGCGCCGAUACGGAGCGGAUGAUCGAGCGAGUGAGAAAAGCUCACCAGGAAACGUUCCCGUCGCUCUGCCAGCUGGGCAAGUACACCACGAAUAACAGCGCUGAUCACAGAGUCUCUCUGGACGUGAAUCUGUGGGACAAAUUCAGCGAACUGUCCACCAAGUGCAUCAUCAAAACGGUGGAGUUCGCCAAGCAGCUGCCCGGGUUCACGACGCUCACCAUCGCGGAUCAGAUCACGCUGCUCAAAGCGGCCUGCCUCGACAUACUGAUUUUGCGGAUCUGCACGCGCUACACUCCGGAUCAGGACACCAUGACGUUCUCGGACGGUCUGACGCUCAACCGGACGCAGAUGCACAACGCCGGCUUCGGCCCGCUCACCGACCUCGUGUUCGCCUUCGCUAAUCAGCUGCUGCCGCUGGAGAUGGACGACGCGGAGACGGGCCUGCUCAGCGCCAUCUGCCUGCUCUGUGGAGAUCGUCAGGACCUGGAGGAGUCGGACAAAGUGGACCUGCUGCAGGAGCCCCUGCUCGAGGCGCUGAAGAUCUACGUGAGGAGGAGGAGGCCUCAUAAACCACACAUGUUCCCCAAAAUGCUGAUGAAGAUCACAGACCUCAGGAGCAUCAGCGCUAAAGGGGCGGAGCGAGUGAUCACGCUGAAGAUGGAGAUCCCCGGCUCUAUGCCGCCGCUCAUCCAGGAGAUGUUGGAGAACUCUGAGGGUUUGGAGGGCAGCAGUAUGAAUCCUCCAGGCAGCUGCAGCCCGAGUCUUUCUCCCAGCUCCAUACACAGCAGCCCAUCGACACACUCACCCUGAAUCUCGCUCUGUCUCUCUCUUACACACACACUUACACACACACACACACACACACACACACAGGCAUGCUUACCCUGAAUCCGCUGCUCCACGACUCAGGAACCACAGAGUCUCAGAGUCAAAGAGACGGGUUUUAGGACAAUAACAUGCAACGUGGCUUAACACGCACACACACACACAGAGAGGCUGAGCCUGAGUCACACUCGCAUUACAAGCAAGGUGUGCGCAUCUUCGGAGGAACUCGCGAGGUACCGAUCCGAUCUACAGCAGCUUGCACGGCCAGGGUUCUGACCCAUUCUGAUCUCAUCCCGGGACGAGGAUUCUAAUCGGCGACGUCGAGAAGGACGCGGGUUUGCGGACGUACACGUUCACGCGCCUGGGAGACACGCCUUCCGGUCUGCGUGCGCACUCCACAGGGACGAUUUGACGAACGUGGAAAGAGACACGGGACGUCCCAUGUCCGAAAGUCAUCAGGGACAUUUUAUUUUUUCUUUUCCUUCCUCUUCGUGUGUUUGUACGUUUGUUUGUUUUUUUUCUUACAAGAAAAGAUAUAUGAAUAUAUGAAUAUCUUAUAUAUUGACAGGAAAUGAGAACAUUCUGAACUUGUGAUGAUGCAGGAAAAAAAAACAAAAAACAAAACAAAAAAAACAACAAAUCUCACGUCAACUCUUCUUUAUUCGUCCCAAGAGUUUGAUCUAGUUUAGUUCUGCUCAUUGUCUCACUUCACAGCGGAAGAUGAUUGUUGUGGUUGUUAUGGUGAUGUUCUCACGCGCGUUUCACUCAAAACAAAACUCACGUUCACGGUUCGUCCUGGCGGGGAGGGUAAGAAAUUAUUAUUUUUUUAAAAAAGCGUAGCUACUAAAGAUGGGAAGAAUUUUUUAUUUUAUUUUAAAUUCUUUUAUGUGGCAAGUCAUGUAUCACCACACCAACUUUAAAAUUCAUUCUCUUAUAUAAGUUUGCUAAAAUUUGUUAUAUGUUUGCAUAUGAGGUUGCAGUUCCUGUAUACUCCUGCAGGUGGUGCUAACAACUAUUCACACUGUUCAGAAUUGAAACAAAAUCUGGAGAAAAAAAACGUACAUCUACAUUAAAUCGUAAUUCCCAACACACUUGGACUCCCGUCUCUAGUAGCUACACGCGGGAAAUCUCUUUCACCGAGUCGUCAUGAUGAUGGAGUCCUGAUUAAAGAGUGAAUAGUGCUGAAAAAAAAGAUCUAGAUUUAAGGGGUGGACAAAUUAUUCAUUAAAAGUAUUAUUAUCUAGCUGCAGUGUAUGUUCGGUCUUUUAUUCCGCGGUUGAGGGUAAAAAAAAAUUAAAAAUCGCGGCUAAUGUUAUUAUAUAACAUACGGCUGGCGAGGCGAACAAAUGCGUAGCCACCUUUUACCAAUUACUAUAAAUUUUAUUUGUUUUUUGGUUUGUUUUUGUUUUUAUUUUAGUAAUGAAGUCCGAGGCUACCGGUUUGUCCACCCCUGACAACCAAAAUCCUUUAAAGUUUAGAUUCCACACACUUUCACAGUGCAAUCGAAUCUGUAAACCCAGAGAGAAUUAUUGCACUGCCUCAUUUACACAACCACGACACUGCCUCGGGUUUUUUCUUCAUCAUCCGUCACCACCUACAACACCACUGCCUCCGUGAGACAAUCACUUUUCCCCCGUAGCAGCGCCCCCUAGACCCCCCCCCCCCCCUCCCUCCUGUGGGGAAGACGCAGAGCGAAGCUGGAGACGGGGACCGAACGUCAAGCGAGUGUGUGAAAAAAAGAGAAUUCGGUCGAUUUGUCUCCCUACGAGAUGUUGCUGCAAAUGAACACCAGACUGGCCUUUGAACUCGUCGUCCGAUCCGCUGACGCGCCAUCCUCGCUACAAACUCGCGGCGAUCCGGUCCACGUGUCGCUUCCCUCCGAUUCAGCUUAACGAAUUAUCACUGUAACCGUGUGCAAUACCUCUUCCAAGGAAAAAAAAAGAAAAGAAAGCAAAAAAGAAAAAAAAAAACCCAAUCAAAUCAAGACGCUCGAAAGACUUCCACGUUUCACUUCGACUAUGCACGCGACUUGCACGGAAACUCGAACUGCAACGUGUUCGGCUUCCUCUGGACUUCCUUUUCGUGUUUCGUGAGCGUGACGAUGUAAGGACACUGCCCGAAAACUUUCACUGCCAACGAGCCACAAUCAUUUCAAACAUCUUAAAAGACAGUUUAUCAGACUCACACGGCAUCUGGCACAAAGGCAUCGAUCUGUCCUCUUCUGUUCGGUUCUGUACGGUUCUGUUCUGCUACAACACCUUGUUACUCAUUCAAACGCACAAACAUUGUUUCUCUUGUACCAUAAACUGGAUGAUGAAAAUAAUCUUUAUUAAAGACUGAUGUUUUGUGUGUGUUUCUGA
This is a messenger RNA of Clarias gariepinus (North African catfish), 4434 nucleotides long. RefSeq names its product retinoic acid receptor, alpha b (gene rarab). The record is from RefSeq and is a predicted model, not a curated record. Lineage: Eukaryota; Metazoa; Chordata; Actinopteri; Siluriformes; Clariidae. The coding region runs from base 737 to 2059 and encodes 440 amino acids. Gene Ontology annotation, biological process: retinoic acid receptor signaling pathway; cellular response to corticotropin-releasing hormone stimulus; regulation of transcription by RNA polymerase II. Gene Ontology annotation, molecular function: nuclear glucocorticoid receptor binding; nuclear receptor activity; zinc ion binding. Gene Ontology annotation, cellular component: nucleus; transcription regulator complex. The transcript has 8 exons.